Diutina rugosa is the source of this 1701-nucleotide messenger RNA. RefSeq lists its product as uncharacterized. Lineage: Eukaryota; Fungi; Ascomycota; Pichiomycetes; Serinales; Debaryomycetaceae. The transcript has a single exon. The record is from RefSeq and is a predicted model, not a curated record. Bases 1 to 1701 code for a protein of 566 amino acids.
AUGGACUCCCAAGGGCCACAAGCGGUGGACCUUCCCCAGGAGUUACUCCUGGAUGUUUUCUCGUACCUUGGUAUUGGGGAUACCUGCCAGUUGUACCUCAACCUUCGAGUGAACCAGCUUCUCCUCGAAAAGCGUUCCCAUGGUGACGAGGUACCUACAGACGUGGAGCAUCAAUUGCGUUCUGUGAGCAGGCUCAUGGGUUCGAUUGCUGAGUACCUUCAAACGCAACGUAUUAAGGUCUCGAUCGAGAAGGUUACCAAGGGCGAUAACACCAAAAUCAGUACCAAGCAAUACGCAGGGCUUCCACCGUGCAAUAUCGAGGUGAAAACCCCACUCUCCGAACUCGACCUCACCAAAGAUUAUCUCCAAAACGUGGAAUACACGCUGUUGGCGUUGCACGUCAUGCACAUGUUCUACGAUGAGUCCGUGCCCACCGACCUCGGAGGUCUCAAGGGGAACGUCACCGAGAUGAAAAUCGAGGGAAACAUGUUGAUCGACCCCAAGGAUAUCCCGCUAACCGUCACCAGACUCGAAUUGAAUUGCUCUGUUAAGCUGCCCCAAAACUUUGACCAUUUGACUAAUUUGACUUACGUGAGAUAUUGGCCUGUUCCUGACCAACUCACGUUGCCACAGCUGGUGACGACUAUACUAAUGCCUAGUGAUUCCGAACUGCCUCCAUACGAUGCAUCCGUGCUCACCAAUCUUAAGCGGGUUAAGGGUGGCAGUUUCGUUAAUCCGCGCUGGUCACAACUCGAGAUAAUCAAGUGCCCUCUUCCCAGUGACUGUCACCAUCUCAACCUGUUGAAGGAGAUUGAAAUUGUUGAUGAUUACAAAAGUUUCAAAGACAUUGAGUGUCCCCAGCUCACGAAAGUCAUCAAGAGCGAUUGUCCCACAAAAAAUUGUAACAUUACUGAUGUGUUCACGGAAGAACAACUAGGUAACUUGCUGUUUAUCAAAGGCUACAUUGUCCCUCUCGAUAGCUUACACUUACUCAGUCAGGUGACGGUAUUGCACACGAAGGUGGACGUCACUAUUGAUGAGCUCUUUCCGUUGCCGCCACGCGUGGUUGACUUUGCAGUCAUCCUGAGUCAAUCUGUCGUUGGCAUUCCCAGUCAGCUCAAGCUGUUCAAAUAUACAUAUUCUGGCGUGUCUGAAGAUGAAGCCUCCGCUGACGUGCAAAUUGUGUCGACGCUGGUUAGCAAGGUAGACGUCACCCACGUCAGAAAUUUGAUCAUCGAUUGUCCUAGGUUGACUGACUUGAAGUUGCUCAAAGUUGACCUGGUUGUCAGACUUGACGCUCCCAAUUUGGUGAAAUUGUUCAUGGGUCUUGUGGACGUGCCUGUCGAGACGUUUCCUCGGCUUGGAUAUCUUGAUAUUUUGGGGGUGCCUGAAUGUGAACCGGUCAAAGAUGUAAUUGUUGGCCAUCAUCUUAAAUUCGUGAGAGUGUUGGGCAAAACUUUGGGCAAGGUGGAUAUCUCAGCGGAUUGUGCUUUAAUUCAGAGUUGUCGAUUCCUGGACGAGACGCCUCGUAUCUCCUCAAGGAUCCUCUUGAUCAAUGACAUUUUAUACGAUGCUGAUGGCGAGUCCAUAAAGAUUCCCAACCACAUGGAGGUCCUUAUGUCGGGGCAAUGGUGGAAAGGGAACCUCUACAAAGAUUACUGUCCUGAUUUUGAGAUUGAUCAUGAAGGAGAAAAUUUUUAG